This is a messenger RNA of Chinchilla lanigera (long-tailed chinchilla), 4581 nucleotides long. It is a transcript of the gene Inka2, whose product is annotated as family with sequence similarity 212, member B. The coding region runs from base 181 to 1083 and encodes 300 amino acids. Gene Ontology annotation, cellular component: nucleus. The transcript has 2 exons. Gene Ontology annotation, molecular function: protein kinase binding; protein serine/threonine kinase inhibitor activity. The record is from RefSeq and is a predicted model, not a curated record. Lineage: Eukaryota; Metazoa; Chordata; Mammalia; Rodentia; Chinchillidae.
GCCGCCGGGACUCAGCUCCGAGUCGCCGAUCUAGGAGCAAAAGCGAAGGCUCAGCUUAGCGCUGCCAGGGUCGCGGAGCGCACGUGCGGGGCGAGGAACCCGCCCAGCGCUCGGUUCUCAGUGGGCUCGGCGUCCCCACUCGAGGACUCGCUCGUGCAGCCGGGCCCGGCAGAUGGGCGCAUGAGGAAAGAGAACGCGGACAUGGACUGCUAUUUGCGUCGCCUCAAACAGGAGCUGAUAUCCAUGAAGGAGGUGGGUGAUGGCUUACAGGAUCAGAUGAACUGCAUGAUGGGUGCACUGCAAGAACUGAAGCUCCUACAGGUACAGACGGCGUUGGAGCAGCUGGACAUCUCUGGAGGGAGUCCCGUACCAGGCUCCCCCGAAAGUCCCCGGACACAGCCCAAGUGGCCUUACUGGGAAGGUGGCAGAGAUCCGGCCAGGCCUCUGACCUGCUCCUACCCCUCCAGCCAUCCUGCUCUUGGCGGCAGCACCAAGCUUCCAAGCCAUAGGAGUGUCUGUGGGAGGGAUCCCAACCCCCUGCCCAGGACACAGCUGCCAGAGCACCAAAGCUGUGCUCAGCAGGGGCCAGAGUGGGCGGAACCAGAUGACUGGACCUCCACAUUGAUGUCGAGAGGCAGGAAUCGGCAGCCGCUGGUUUUAGGGGACAACGUUUUUGCAGACCUGGUGGGCAACUGGCUAGACCUGCCGGAACUGGAGAAGGGCGGGGAGAAGGGUGAGACUGGCGGGGCAGGUGAGCCCAAAGGAGAGAAAAGCCAGCCCCGGGAGCUGGGCCGCAAGUUUGCUCUAACAGCAAAUAUCUUUAGGAAGUUCUUGCGUAGCGUGCGGCCUGACCGGGACAGGCUGCUGAAGGAGAAGCCAGGCUGGGUGACGCCCGUGGUCUCAGAGUCGCGGGCUGGACGCUCCCAGAAGGUGAAAAAGUGGAGCCAUUCCAAGGGCUCUGGACGUUUCCCCUUCCCAAGUACAGGGGAGUCCAGACAAGGGGACAAUCCCCCAACAAGUAGCCCCAAGGCCAUGGAACCCUCACCCUCGGGCUUUGAUAUUAACACAGCUGUUUGGGUCUGAAUCCUAGAGGGAAAGUUGACUGAACCCAAAGACCAGUCCCUGUGCUGGGCCCCUGGGGAGGAGGGGGGCGGGUGUAUGGCUGUGAGAAGCCCAAAUCCAAGUUCCUUUCCUUCAGAAGGGAGGGAGAGGCCAGAGUUCUGGGGCAGGGCUGACUGGAAUGCAGCUGGGAGAGGCUGUCACAGCGCUGGCAGCGGGAGGAGGGACAGCUCCUGCAGAAAAAAUGACUGUACUGUGUGCGUGUGUCGUGCUCAUUUGGGGUUUGCAGGUGGUAGUAGGGGAGGAACGGGGAGAGAAGUCUUUCUGACACUCCUCCACUGACCUCAAAGACCUCCAGUGAACAUCGUGUGCGGGAAAGGGCCCCGGGGCCCCCAAUAAAGACCUGCCUCUGCUGCCCCCAGCCUUAUAGCUGUCUGCUUCCCUGGCAAGGCACUGCUGUCGGCUGAGACUCCGAAGCCCUGCUCUGGAGGUCAGGGCAGCCAGAGGGAAUGCCCGCCCCCAGCCUUCCCUGGUGCCAUAGAUUGCAGCCACUCCGGGAUCCCGGGAAAUGGGCUGAAUAAGGAGGACAGCGUAUGAUGAGUCCCGGGGGAAGCUGGGACACCCCACCUGUGCUAUGUGUGGGGUACAGGGGUACAGCCCUCUGCACGUUCAGAAGCCUCUCCCAUGCCUGCUUUCUUGUAAGCAGGCAGGCGAGGCCGGCAGCAUCAGAUAUGCUACCUGCCCCGCACACCACUGGCGGGGUAGUGGGGGAGGCCAGCGCCCGCUGGGUACACGCUGGAGCCUGGAGUUAAAACACACUGCCCCUACUCUAGCAGCUCUGAGAGCCUCUGCCUAACUCCUCCAAGCCAGAUCCACCAGCAGGGUGACGGCGAGCCCACUCCUUAAUUCCUACUUCCACUGUUCGUCCCCUCCGCACUAGGCACUAGGCGCAGGCCUAGCCGCCUCCUCACCCGGAGUCAGUAGGGGCGCCUAGCCAGCUAGACGCGGCCAGGUCCUCCUAAAGCAGCUCGGGAGCAGGGAGCCGGGAGCCAGGAGCCGGGAGCCGGGAGCCGGGAGCGGGGAGCUUGGCGAGACUGCCCGGGUUAGGUCCCUUUGGGCGGGGAGGUGGGGGCGGGCCCUUGCUCCUCCCUCUCCUCUACCCGCGCGCGGCCUGAUGGGGGUGACAGCUGCAAUUAGAGGCUUGACGCCUUCCCUCUUCAGAGCAUUGAGAGCAUUGAGCGCAAACAGAAGAAGGGAAAUAACAAGGAAGACUCCUGCCUGCAGCCUAGACCGCCAGCGGGUGGAGAUUAGAGUGGGAUUAGAGCUCUAGUUGGGUGUGGGGAAAGAAAGGCAGUUUUUCUGAGCAUUCACUACUUGACAGGCAGGGUGGACCGUCCUUUCAGACUUGGAAUGACCCUAGAGGGUAUUGUAUUCCAGGUACACUAAGGGAGGCUCACAGGGGUCAUGCAAGCUGUCCAGACCAGGCACCUAGCAAAUGAAAGAACCAAGGUUUGAGCCAGAGGGAUAUCCAGCUCCCAAAGCCCUGCCCUUUGCUACUUCUCAGCUUCGAGUUUGCCAAGUAAGCUCACCCUUUCUGGGGCGGCCCAGCCCAUGUGUCUCCCUAGAGAACUCUGCCAGUUCAGCCUCUGCUAGGGGAAGUCCGCUGCGGCUGUGAAGGCUGCUGCUGGUGAUGUGUCUGUGAGCAGAAUGUGCACGUGAAGAGUCCUCACAGAUUGUGGUCCCUGAGAGGAGGGGACACCCGGGAAAUUAUUCAAGAUGACACCAGCUUUGAGUCUGGAAUCAUUCUAUAGGAAACCAAGCCACCUGCGGCGCAUCUGUUUCACGGACUGGUCGUGGCGGUCAACAAGACCUCACAGAUACCUCCCAGUGCCUGGCAUUGUGCCUGGAACUGAGCACAGUGUGGCGAGAAGGACCCACCUCUGGCCUCAAGAGGAUCCAAUAAAUAAAGAAGAAAACUCCUAUUAGCCUUCACUUAGAAUCCAAGGAACUGAAGAUUCCUUAUAUGGCUCAUUUGAACUUCAGCCAUAACACUUUAGAAGAGAGAUUUUCUGCCAAUACAGGUGCCAGGAACCUUUCCACAUUAAUGUUCUUACAGCCUUGUCACUGCACCCUAGAAGUGGCAGCUCUUCCCCUUCUCUAGAUAGGCCCAGAGAAGGUAAGGAGCGCGCCUGAGGUCACACAAGGGCAGAGCUGAGACCGAAGCAGUUCCCACUGGCUUCCAAUCUUGCGCUUUCCACCUCACCCUACACACUCCAUUUAUCUGCCCAGAGUCAGAUCAAGAACAAAACCUGCCUUCCCCAUGUUAUCCAACUGCAUGGAUAAAACCUGGCAUGCUGACUGUCCAGUGCACCAGUUUUGCUUGGGUCUUGACAGGGCUGAGGUAAUGCCCCAACCACCGUUCAUGCUUUGUUAAAGAAAGAUUCUGGUAACUCAUCUACCCGCCUAUACUUUUAACUUUUCUGUCCCCUUCUGGGCUCCUGCUGAGACAGUGACGGAGACCGUUUAUUGUGCUGAAGCUGAGUGCAGAGGUAAAUGGGAAAACCCAGAGCCUAAGAGACAGGGAAGAGUGCAGGGAGCAGGGACAGGAUGUAUAGGGAGAUCGUGGAAGUAAGUACAGAGAAACUGGCAGCUUAAUUUUGCCUCUAGGGCUCAUUUUAUGGUUAAUUAGGACAUGCAAAUGAAGUGGAAGCUCAUUUAAUACCUUCCCUGGCAUGCAGCUCUACCCCAAACCUGGCCCACUUCCCUGGCAGGUAUAGGGGGACAGUGAUUGGCCCAGGCCUCUGCUCAGGGCUCCACCUGCUUCUUUGUGGCAUCACGGCCAGAGUCUACAGGUGUUCCCCAGGCCAACAGGAAAUAGGAAGGAAACAGGAAACAGGAAAUACACCCCCUGCUGGGCACAGUUGGUCUGUCUGGCUUCCCACCUUUCUUUCUCAACCUUUUAUAUCUGAAAUCUUUCUUUUCCCUCCUUGGACACUUCCCCUGCACCCUAUCUCCUAGGGUGAUCUCUGAAAUCAAACCUGCCCCGAUGGACGGAAGCCUGGUUAAACUUUGCCCGACUGGAUCCCUGCCUGUCCGCAAGCCUUGGGGAGAGGGGCUCUUAUUCUUUCCCACAUUUCACCAUUUCCUUGGUUUCUAGAGAAAAGCAAGAGCCCACCCUGUCUGUGGGAAGCAGAGGCUGUCUCCAGCUUCUCCAGGGCAGAUCUCCUCACCCACAGCAGUUAGGGAGCUUCUCCCCAUCUUUUCGUAUGAGCACUGGAUGUGGAGUCAGACAGGUUCUGAGACCCAUUUCUGGCACUGUGUGAACCUGAGCAUGUUGCUUGACCUUUCUGAACCUCAUUUUUCUCAUCUGUGAAAUGGCUGCUGGGAAGUUUAGAGGACACAGAGAACCCAGGAAGCAGGCACACUGUCUGGGGUCGGAAAGCUCCACAGACUGUACUUCCCACCCCAGCACUAACCGUGAGACCCAAGGCACACUGCUAAAAAUAAAGUGCAUUCUCCGAG